UCUUGUAGAGGAGUUGCUCUGUCCUGCUUUCACCCAGGGAGCGGGCAGGGGAGAAGGUCGCUUCUUGUAGGUUAGGCCGCUCAUCCGGGAUCCGCCGUGGCAGUCGGGCUUCCGUUCCCACCGAAAGAGAAAGACCGGCACGAGCGAGCGUCAAAGGUUCGGGCCCUCGCCGAAGGAGCGGUUCCUCGGCCUGAAGGAGCCCUUGAGGGAAUUCGUCGGAGCCCUGUGUGUGUGAGUGUGUGCGCGCGCUGCCGCCGACCAGCGAGGCAGUUGGACGCACGCGCGCACGCUCGGUCUUAGUUGGGCGCGAGCCGAAGAAGAUUGGAAGAUGAAUAAUCUUUCUUUCAGUGAACUAUGCUGCCUAUUCUGUUGUCCACCAUGUCCAGGAAAAAUAGCUUCCAAGCUGGCAUUUUUGCCCCCAGACCCUACUUACACCUUGAUGUGCGAUGAAAGUGGGAGUCGUUGGACUCUACAUCUUUCCGAACGAGCAGACUGGCAAUAUUCUUCUAGAGAAAAAGAUGCCAUUGAAUGUUUCAUGACUCGAACCAGCAAAGGCAACAGGAUUGCCUGUAUGUUUGUGCGUUGUUCCCCGAAUGCCAAGUAUACCUUGCUCUUCUCGCAUGGGAAUGCUGUUGACUUAGGCCAGAUGAGCAGCUUUUACAUAGGACUUGGUUCACGGAUUAAUUGCAACAUAUUUUCAUAUGAUUAUUCUGGAUAUGGAGCAAGUUCAGGAAAACCAACAGAGAAGAAUUUGUAUGCUGACAUUGAUGCUGCUUGGGUAGCUCUUAGAACAAGGUACGGAAUCCGACCUGAAAAUGUGAUUAUAUAUGGCCAAAGCAUUGGAACAGUGCCAUCUGUGGAUCUUGCUGCUCGUUAUGAAAGUGCUGCUGUAAUUCUUCAUUCUCCUCUAACUUCGGGAAUGCGAGUAGCUUUUCCUGAUACUAAGAAGACUUACUGCUUUGAUGCAUUCCCAAACAUUGACAAGAUCUCCAAAAUAACAUCUCCAGUGUUAAUAAUCCAUGGGACUGAAGAUGAAGUGAUUGACUUUUCACAUGGCUUAGCUUUAUUUGAACGCUGCCAAAGGCCUGUAGAACCACUGUGGGUAGAAGGAGCAGGACACAAUGAUGUUGAGCUUUACGGACAAUACCUUGAAAGAUUGAAACAGUUUGUGUCACAGGAACUUGUGAAUUUGUAAACUGCUUUGUAUAGUUACAUGCUGGUGAAUUUCUUUGCAGAGCUGCAGAUCUUGAUAACCACAGCAUGAAACCUGAUGGUUUUGUUUUCAAAUCAGGUCAGUUGCCUUCAUAUGUGUACAGGUAAUGAUUUGUAAACAUAAAUUAAUGAAGGUUUUGAUACCAGUAUUAACUGGAAAAACAGAUGAGGAGGGCAAGCUUGUGUAGUUCACAUAUUUUGCGCAAGUUUUCUUAAGCUAUACAUAAGUCAAUUUGCAAGUUUUUCUUAAGAUGUACAAAAAUAAUAAAGUGAAAUUUUAUGUAAAAUCAGAUGCUGUAAAAGUGUUGCCAAAUGCUUUAGCAUAUCAGAAAGAAGGUUGUAUACAAUAUUUUUAAAACAUCUCAGAUUUUACUGUGACCUAUUCUGUUGCACAAGUGUAAUUGAAUCAGUUGUAAAGUAAAAAUAGCCAUUGCAUUUGAAGGAAUAUGAAAGAAGAAUGGAAAUAACCACUGGAACUUGCAGGCCCUGUCAUAGGGGAGCAAGUCAAAAUAAGAGUGUUAUAAUCUUUCUUGUCUUAUUCUUAAUGUUUCUCUUUUCCUGAACCAUUACUGGCUGAAAAAAACUAUUUGACCAUUGUUGCUUUGCAAAACAAAGACCUAAAAUCUCGAUUCUCUAUUAACAUUGUCCAUAUUAAAAUAACUAAAUAUCAACUUCAGUGGAUCAUUGGAAAUAAAUAAGAAAUCGAAAGAUAUUUUUAUGUGGCUUACUUGGCCAUUUUAAAAUCAUGUAAAGAAAGAUAACAAAAACUAAUAUUUGUCUGACUUUUUUUACUGGCAAACAUGCAAAGUUGCAAUUUGUCAUUUUUGAUUUAAAUGUUUGUAAAUGUAAAACUAAUUGUUUCAAUUAUUCUGAGAACUCAACUAAUGUACUCCUAUAUAGUGAAAACGAAUGUUGACAACUCUAGUAAAAUAAGUUGCCUUUCCCUUGAAUACAUCUUGCUUGAAUAAAAUAUAAACUAGACCUAAAAUGUAGCCUAAUUUGUUAACAAACUAAUACUCAAGUACACACUGUGCUUCGAAUUUUAAAGCCUUACAUAGUUUACUCUUUCUGCUCAUUUUUGUGAUUGUCCAGGAAUAUUGUAUAAUGUACAUAUUGUGAAUGCUUAGAUUUGAAUGUGUUCAGCCUGAAUAAGAGAAAUUCCAUACAGUUGAUACUCAGCUUUUCCUGCAAACCUUAACUGUAGGCUCUUGGUCAGCUUAUUCUCUGUGACACAAAAAAGCCAGAACAAUUCCUAAUGUGACUAAAACAUCUUGCCAAAAUCUGAUGGUUCCAUUCAUGUAGACAUGUGCUUCCCUUUUCCAGGUGUCUGUCCCAUGUUCAUCAUCCACAUCUACUUGACAGUUGGCUUUUUUCAAGGCAUUUUGUUAGUGUAUAAUUUUAUGCAAACUCAGUCUGACUUAUUAAACCCUUGAGUAACUUUGUUUUCUAAAUAAAGGACUGAACAUGGGUAAAGCGUUUUAAGCUUUGUCAUAGUGGAUGGCAAAUGUUUUUAUAGUUUGCAGUUUUCAUAGAUUGCAGUGUAUCAUCUGCAUAGAGUUCACUGUAUUGAAAUGAAAGCAUGAUGUACCACAUUUCAUAUUUUUCUCUCUAUCCUUCAGACCCUAUGUUGAGAGAGGAGGGAAAUCCUGCCAUUUUCACAAUAGCUUUUUUUUUACUCUGAAACACAUGAAGAUUUGUCCACAUAGUUCCCAGCAUGGGAGACAAUGUGUUGCAGAGGAGAAGAAAAGAAAGAAUAGCAUAUAAUAAAAAAAUCUAUCUUGUUAAAUACAUUGGUGUGGCUCUUCAUCUAGUCAUAAUACUCAUUCCAAUUCAUUAAUACUGUAAACUAAAUCUACACUGAUUUUGCUUUACACUCAGUGAGAUAUUUUGAUUUGGCUAAAUAUCAGUUUGGUAGGUUUCUUUACUAGCAAUGUAGAGAGAAGUCGUACAUUGGAUUGAGCCUCAAGAGUAAGGUUCAAAUCCCUGCUUUGCUAUGGAAACCUACUAUGGAAACCCACUGUAUGAUCUCAGGAAGGCAAAGGCAGGCAAAGGCAACAAACCUCCAGUGAACAAACCUUGCCAGGAAACCCCUGCAAUAAUGUUGCCUUAGAGUCUCCAAAGGUUGGAAACAACGUAAAGGUACAUAACAGUAUAAUAGAAUAUGCAUAGAUCCAUAACUAUGUGUCCAUAGAAAGCAUCACAGAACUUGCUGGAAUGCAAGUAGCAUUUUUAUAAACUUGAUCUAUAAAGCUUAAUAUUAUUUGGCUCUAUUAAAAUAGUUAGUUUUCCUUUAAGAAAAGGUGAAAUCUGCUUAAUAAUAACUUGCUUCAGUGCAGUGUAUUUAAUUAUUCAGUCCUUCCAGAAAAACUGCUAAAUUUUCAAAUAUCUCAAUGUUGCAUCCCUGACACAUUGUUUCCAAAUCUCUUUUUUUAACUAAAUGCCAUAAUAAAGGGAACUCAGUUAAUACUAUUUUUUUCCAAAUGAAAAGCUACUAUAGCAAGGGUUAACUUAAUUGUGUCAGUACAUAUACACUUGCAUUCUCUCAAUGCACUGUUGAACUGCAAUUCCUAUCAUUCUGCCAUUUAUUAGGCUGGUUAGGGUUUCCUGGAUUUGCAGUUCAACAGCAGCUGUUGAUCCAGACUUUAGGGGAAGGAAGGCUGUCAGGCAUAAGAGCAAAACAGGCUGUCAGGCAGAGUACUACCUCAAACCAGUCUUGUCACUUUUAGGAAAUUUCAAACUCUAUAUUUGAAAGUGUGCUUCAGAGAUUAUUAUGGAUGGGUUGCAUUAUAACAGCCUAAGCCAGGCAAGAAUACUGUAAACAAUACAGUGAUAUGAGUAGCAACAUACCUGCUACUGGAGCUAAAUACGUUGCUUACUCUUAUUCUCUGUAGGUAAAUUUUUUGUAGACUUUACCUCUUCUACAUGCCUUUCCAAUUUCUUUUGGCUUAACAUUCCCAUUGGCACCAUACAUGUUCAGUUGAUGAAAUCAUGGAAGUUGUAAUCUACAUCUAGAAGCUUCAGGUUGAGGAACAUUGCUCUGUUUUGAUUUUAGAUAGAAGCACUAUGGGGAAAUUGAACGAUUACUGUAGGAUCGGUCUAGCUGUAUCAACACAAGUUAGACAUUGUGUCCAUGUUACAGAAUAUACUUGAAAGCAGUAGGGGUGAAUUUGCCUUGCAGCAUUGUUUGAAGUUAGAGACAAGUUUUCCCCUGAUUCUAUCUCACAGAUUUUUAUCAGCGGGAAAGAGGCAGGCUAUAGUUCCUGAAUAUGGCAGUAAUAGUGUCAAAGGCCUUUGUAAUACAUACUUUCCCCAUUUAUAUCAGGAGAAACGGACCAUGGAUAAUUCCCAGUGACAUGACCAAUCGGCCUUCUGUGAGAAUUAAAUGAUGCUUUCUGGUAAUUAAGGGACAAUUUUUGAAAACAAAUUGACUUAUGAUCAGAAAACCAUUUUUAAUUUUUGCACAAUGCUUUUGGAUGGGUGAUAUCGAAUUUCAUAUGGCCUUUUUUGUCUAGACCUAAAUAUAGUUUUUAAUAUUUUACUUACAAUGGAACUUUGCACUGACAUUAAAGUUGAGCCCUGCUAACAUCCUGUGCAAGAUGCACAGUGUUACGUAUUACCAGAUUCUGGUUCUCUGGGACACUUUAUAGGGCUGCUAGUGGCAAUCAAAAUAACUUAGAUUGCUAAGCAAGAAGCCAUUGACCAAAAAAGUUGUCAUCCUUAUUUUGGGCUUAAUGCUAAAAGGCAUGGGGCAUGGAAAGGAGGGAAACAGCAAGGCUGUCAGGCUUGAGAACAAAAAGGGUACAGGUUAUCAGGCAAAGUACUACCUCAGACCAGUCUUACCACCUUUAGGAUAUAUUGAACUCUAUAUUUGGAAGUGUGCUUCAGAGAUGCUUAUGGAUUUGUUGCAUUAUUACAGAGCCUAAGUCAGCCAAUGUGAGAUAGAGUAUUUCCAUUUUUAAAAAACAAAAAACACAGUAUUGACUUAACGUGUUUGCUUCUGUUCCUUCCCUUCUGUUAAGAUUGGGUUACUCCAAAAUCAGGUCUAAGUAUUAGCUGCUGUUAACUCUGUUUAAAAAUUCUGCUAAUCAUUGUUCUUUAAGCUGAUUCAAAUAAAGGCUAGCUUUUGACUAUA
Molecule: messenger RNA, 5344 nt
Organism: Anolis carolinensis (green anole)
Lineage: Eukaryota; Metazoa; Chordata; Lepidosauria; Squamata; Anolidae
Gene: abhd17b
Product: abhydrolase domain containing 17B, depalmitoylase
Exons: 4
Coding region: 329-1195 (288 amino acids)
Biological process (GO): protein depalmitoylation; regulation of postsynapse organization
Cellular component (GO): plasma membrane; endosome membrane
Molecular function (GO): palmitoyl-(protein) hydrolase activity
Source: RefSeq, a predicted model, not a curated record